Messenger RNA from Salarias fasciatus (jewelled blenny), 3321 nucleotides. RefSeq lists its product as uncharacterized. The transcript has 7 exons. Lineage: Eukaryota; Metazoa; Chordata; Actinopteri; Blenniiformes; Blenniidae. The coding region runs from base 248 to 1084 and encodes 278 amino acids. The record is from RefSeq and is a predicted model, not a curated record.
GGGAACUGUCUGUACUCCACGGCCAAGCCCGGAUCCGGCGUGGUCGGCGGGUGGCUGAGGGGGAAGACGGGAGGAGGAGGAGGAGGAGGAGGAGGAGGAGGAGGAGGAUGGAGACACCUGUGGACCAGCAAGCAUCACCCUCAUUGAAGCAAAUGGAGAGACCGGCACCAACGUCGCUGUUGAUCCCCCCACUCUCUAUUCCCUCCCCCUGGAUAAUCCUGCCCCCUCUUUGCCCCCCCUGGAAUUCAUGGCAGUCAGCCUGGACUGUCUGGAGGCAGAGAAGGAGCAGGAGGAGGAGGAGAUCCAAGCAACCGUAGGAGACGAAGGCGGAGGCCAGGACGGGAGAAGGAGCGAGCUGGACGAGGAGGGCUCCACCGUGGCCGCUGAGGACGGGAGAGAGGAGGAAGAGGAGGAGGAUGAGUUUGGUGUCUUCAUGCAGGCGGAGGGAGAGCCGGACUGGAGCGAGGGCUUCACCACGUCUGCCUCAGUGCCUUGUGGGAGCAGAGGAAGCAUUGCCGCAGCUCUUGGAGACGAGGCCGUCGUCGAGGAGUCACCUCAUUGGACGGCGGGCUGGACGGACCAAUCAGAGGACUCCUGGGCCGCCUUUCCUCAGGACUCGUCAGACAGCGGCGGCGGCGGCGGCGCGGUGGAGCAGUGGUGGCCGAGCAGUGCGGCGGAGGACCGGAGGGACAGACUCUCCACCAAUCACAGUCUGGCGGCCAUCUUUACCGAAGCCUUCCCGUCACUUCCUGCUCCGUCCUCCAGUGACCCCCGUGACCUCAACACUGUUCCCACCCUGACCCAGCUGCUGCGGGGCCGAGCCAGCCAGGACCAGGGGCUAUUGGACAGUUUCCAUGACUUGAACAAGAUGAUCGGGCAGCGAUACAAGCGGGCCAGCGGCGUCUCCCGCGACCUGCUGCUGAGGACUUUACACCUGGAGCCGCCGCACAGCGAGAGUCGUCCUGCUGUCUGGACGGCGAGCCGCCGCCUCUCGCCCGGCCUCCCCUCGGCCAAUCAGCACGCUCAGAACGCCGCCGCCAAGCGACGGCUGUCGUACGACUACAACAGGAACAUCAUGGAGUGACGUGGGCCCGUCGGGUUUUCAGCGGGUUCCCGGGACUGUGACUCUCACUCCGUCUGCCACUCAGACUCUCACCUUGACUGUCAGAGGUCACCUGCUCCCGGUUUCCAUCUCACCCGUCAGCACCAACUUCUCCUUUUGAGUUUCCUCAUGGAGGUUAUUCUGCCGCACGCUGAGCUGCUGCUGCUGUCUGAUCGCCGCCAUGUUGAAGGAGGAGGAAGCGUUAUCGCUGAGGAAUAUGAGCUUGUGUCCACAUAGUGUUGUUUUUAUGUUUUUUUUUCCUGCAGCAGAGCUUUCAGAUGGAGUGCUUCUGCAGCAAAAAAAAAAAAAGAAAAGAAAGUGCUGCCCAUGCAUUUUGCUGAUAUGACAGAUCGGUAGUUGAGGUGCAGUGAUGAGAGUCGACAGCGCAGCAGAAACGCUUCCUGUCUGCAGCAGCUUCAAGGGUUUUCAACCUUCAGUCUGAUUUGAGCUGAAACGGAGGCCUCAGCCUGUCGUGUCUCGAUACAAAGGGUUAAAACCUACUUAUUCAAACAUGUUAAUAUCAGUAAUACUGAGAUUUAAUUUGAAUUAUCGCUUCUUGUCAUGUAGUGAAAUUAGAUUUGGGUCUCAGGGAGUUUGUUUAGGGUUUUUCCUGCUGUUCCUGAUAUAAAGAUAAAGACAGAUCAAUAAAGCAUGAAGAGGCCUUCAAGCACUAAAAUAGACUCACGGUGCUAAAAAAAUCUAGUGGCUUCACUUCUUUCCACUUAUUCACCAAAAAUAAUCAAAUGAUUAAGCAUAUUGGUUUUACAGAACACUUAGAAUUUUUCACAACGUAGUAAAAACUUGCAGUUUUAUAUAUUAUAUUAUCUCACAUUUGCUGAACAACUAAAAAUAUCUAAACUCCAAAUAUACAUGAUAUAUCUAUGUAAAUCAGUCCAGUUAACAAUAGAAAUCAGUUUAUUUAUUCUAAACUCAUCUAAUGGCACUGAAGUUUUAUUAAUGAUUAAAUGAAAAGUUUUGUCUUUUCAAAUAAAACUAUAAUCACUUAUUUAAAAAAAAGUUGUUCUUUUUUCAUUUUAUGCAUUAAUCUUGUUGCGUCAUAUGAAUCACACACAAUUAUUAUUUAUUAACAGUUUUCUUGAUAAAAAUCUAGUCAUCUAAUGAGAAAAUAUAAUAAUUUAGGUUUUUGUUGUUUUUUUAAGUAAAAUCCAGUUAAAUCUGAAUGACUCAGACAAACAAACUCAUGUAAAUUUCUAAAAAAAAAUUAUUUUUCACAGAAGAAAAACCAACUAUAGCUGCCCUCUGAUAAAAACAAAGCUAUGUGGACACCAGUGUGACAAAGCUGCUGUUAAAUGCUGGAAUUAAACCAUUAAAAAACCUUUACUUCUAUAAAACAACAAUAUUUUGUUGAACAGAGUAAAAGUUCUUCAUCAGGCACAGACUGAAGAUCCUCCUCCAACAUGGCAGCUCGACCCUUCGGUUCUGCCGCUGAUCUUUAUUCCAGCAGCUUCACCGAGAAGCUGCAGCGUCAGACUCCACAGACGUCACCGUCGGCCGGAUCUGCGCUCGUUAGAGCAAGUUCAGAAGAAAAGACAUGGACGUCCAAUCACCGUCUGACCCCGAAGAGCCAGUUCCAGCAUCAUUUCCCCCACAUGUGGCAGGAAUAGUAAUAAUUUACUCGCAGAGCGCUGAGGAUGAAUCCUGUCUUUGUUUUCACAUUUCAGAGUGAUGCAUGUGCUUUCAUUGUGUAUUUAAUACAGAAAAGAGAAAAACAACCUGAAUAUAGUUUUUGGCUCCUCAGAAACACGUUUGUCUUCCAGUCAGUGCCGACAGGAGCGCCAGUGAAAGUGCCAACGAUCACCCAGCAUUCAGGAAGUGUUCGUCUCCUUUCUCAGAGCAGAGGCGGACUCCGAGGAAGAGCAUGUGACGUUUCUCUCUCUGUCUUUCUGUCUCACCGCCGUUCAGCACGGCCCGGUCCAGGUCACCAGACCUGAACCUGGAGCUGCGUCUUUCUGUUUCCUGUGCUGUUCCACCUCCUCCCCCGUUCUCUCCGUGUUGUAGAUCUCACAGGUCAUUUGUGACACAGUCACCUGUGUGAGUGGGUGUGUGUGUGUGUGUGUGUGUGUGUGUGUGUGUGCGAGUGUGUGCGUCUGCCAUUUGUAUAAACCUCCAAUUCCUGAGAAAGAUGAAUAUUUUCUGAUCUGUUCAAAAUGAGGAAGACGGAGUUGUCGCCUUGUAAUCUGAUGUAAUAAAAUGAAACU